Rhipicephalus sanguineus (brown dog tick) is the source of this 1758-nucleotide messenger RNA. RefSeq lists its product as uncharacterized. Bases 1 to 1758 code for a protein of 585 amino acids. The transcript has 4 exons. The record is from RefSeq and is a predicted model, not a curated record. Lineage: Eukaryota; Metazoa; Arthropoda; Arachnida; Ixodida; Ixodidae.
AUGGCUACGCACGGGCUCCCAAAUCGGCUACCCGAAUUCAACGGCUCAUCAUGGUCAUCGUGGUUUGGACGCCUUCAAUUUUACUUCGAGGCUAACAACAUCACUGAUGCAGCAGUGAAGAGAGCCAACCUGCUAACGCUGUGUGGGGAGCAGACAUACGACACAGUCUGUGCCCUGAUUCAGCCACGCACUCCAGCAACCGUUGACUACGACGACAUCGUAGCAGCGCUACAAGAACACUAUGACCCAAGGCCAUCGGAGGUCUACUGUCGAGCCCGCUUCCAACGGCGAGACCAACUGGAAGGCGAAAAAGUGGCCGAAUACGUAGCGGCUCUCAAAAAGCUCGCUGCUGACUGCAAUUUCGGGACGUUGACCGCGACAACUUCAGCUGCUGCGCAGGAGGGAGGAUCGACUGCCACACCUGCUAACACCACUAUGCUCCCCUUGGACGUUAUGUUGCGUGACCGUUUUGUGUGCGGACUGCGUGACGAAGGCCUACAACAACGCCUGUUCGCGGAGACGGGUCUCACAUUCUCCAAAGCCUACAACAUCGCCCAACGAGCGGAGAGCGCCGGUCACCAGCAGAGGGAUAUUCGACGGAACGUCGAGCCGGUGCAUCACACCAGUGAGCAGUCAGGUCAUUCCACGUCUAAGGCGAAAUCAAGCAAAAAGACACAGCGCUGUUGGCGAUGCGACGACAUGCACGAUCCCCAGGUUGAGGUGGAUUCCGGAGCAGCAUGUACGCUCAUCAGCGAGGACACUUUUCGCGCCACUUGGCGUGAGAACGCACCAGCUCUCCAGCAAGACGACACGCAGCUGAGAACGUGGUCCGGACAUUCUCUUCCACUACUGGGCUGUGCCAACGUAGACGUGUACUACAACGGUCAGACCCAUCAGCUCCCCUUGCUAGUCGUUCACGGUUCUGGAUCAAGCCUUUUAGGACGAAAUUGGUUCACCCCUCUUGGAGUGGUCGUUGGCGGAGUUCACCACACACCCAGCUAUCCGUCAGUGGAGGAGCUUCAACAGAAGUACAAAGCGGUUUUCUCCGAAGAAAUACCUGGAAACAACGGACCUCCAGUCACACUGGAGCUUCGGGAGGAUGCGACGCCGAAAUUUUUGAAAGCUAGGUCGGUGCCUUUCGCCCUACAAACGUCAGUCGAGAAUGAGCUUGACCGACUGCAGAAACAAGAGAUCAUCGAACCGACGCAACAUUCGGAAUGGGCUACACCACUCGUUGUCGUCCGAAAGAAGAACGGUACCCUACGCCUCUGCGGAGACUACCGGAGCACUGUCAACCUGGCGACAAAAGCAUCUUCCUACCCACUGCCGACACCGGAAGAGGUUUUUAGCACGCUUCGUGGUGGAAAAAUCUUCAGCACCCUGGACUUGACACAAGCCUACCAGCAGCUGAAGGUCCGCUUCCUGCGUGAGGAGCUCACGCGCCGCAUGGCCGCCGUGGCAGUGAAGGCACCUGUGAUCCCUCCAGAGCACGUGAACGUUGACCGAUCUAAGCCAGUGCCACAGACUUUGUCGCCGCGAAUGACACGAUGGUGCAUCAAGAUGUCGUCGUACGAUUACGAACUCGUACAUCGCACUGGGAAGAAACACCAGAACGCCGACGCACUAAGCCGCCUGCCGCUAGACACCACAAUAGAUGAACCACCCCCGCCGGGUGAUAUACUCAUGUUCGAGGCGCUGCCGAACCCUCCGCUAACGGCUGACACAGUAGCGGCUCAACGCAGGAGUGCACUGUCUUGA